Messenger RNA from Colletotrichum truncatum, 483 nucleotides. RefSeq lists its product as uncharacterized. The record is from RefSeq and is a predicted model, not a curated record. Lineage: Eukaryota; Fungi; Ascomycota; Sordariomycetes; Glomerellales; Glomerellaceae.
AUGGUGAACAUAAAGGAAGCGGCCCGCGCCGCCGUCACCGCAUAUGGCCUCGCCUCGGAGAAGGGCGGCAACACUUCAGUGCCACUACAAGAGGUCGCCGAGUCCCUGGCGUCAUUCUACCUCACCAACUUCACCAGCUUCACUCUCGGACAAGUGACGACUCUCCCGCAAGAUCCGGCACCGGGUGUCUUGAAACAGCUCCAGCUUCUCAACGAGAGCGGGCUCGGCACUGACAUUCGGCCCUGCGCGGCAAGGAUCGAGGUUGUGUCCUCGCAGAGCGCAAUGUGUUGGAUCACGUUUGAGAUAUUUCCUAGGACAAAGAAAAUCGACAGAUGGACUUGGACAAACAUCUACGGCUUCAGGCUGGGGGAGCCAAGAAAGAACGGCCUUGACGGCGGCUGGGAGUUCACGAACGCGGACCAGGAGUUUCAGAAACUGCUGGAGCGAGUGCCGGAUUUCUACACGGGUGGCAAGGUUCCGUAA